AUGUAAGAUCGCCCCGAAGGACGUCGAAAAUGGCCAAGCAGAUGGAAAGAGCUUUGACCCUUUUACGGAGCGCAAAGUUGAAAAUGCGACAACGGAUUGUGACACUUUAACGCAUUUGUUAAAAGCUUCUCUCGGUACUGGGAUUUUAGCCAUGCCGGUCGCUUUUAAGAGUGCAGGUCUGCUUGUCGGGGUUUUUGCAACGAUACUCGUUGCUUUUGUUUGCACACAUUGUGCAUACAUUCUAGUGAGUAUUUACAAGUGUAAUCCUUUAUUACGAAUAUCUAUAUAA
Messenger RNA from Orussus abietinus, 289 nucleotides. RefSeq names its product proton-coupled amino acid transporter-like protein pathetic. Gene Ontology annotation, biological process: amino acid transmembrane transport. Gene Ontology annotation, cellular component: vacuolar membrane. Gene Ontology annotation, molecular function: amino acid transmembrane transporter activity. The transcript has 2 exons. The annotation marks the transcript as partial. The record is from RefSeq and is a predicted model, not a curated record. Lineage: Eukaryota; Metazoa; Arthropoda; Insecta; Hymenoptera; Orussidae.